AUGGUAUCCUCUGAAAAUGGAAUAAUACUUGCCAUUGGUGGUUUAAGUUUGUCUGGUGAUGAUGUUAAUGAUAAAAAUCUUGUAGACGAGCUUGAUCUUAAGUCAGAAUCAAAACGAUGGGUUUCUACAAGGCCAUUGAACCAACCACGACAAACGUUUGCUGUUUGUACUUACAAGCAAAACAUAUAUGUUGUUGGAGGCAAAGAUCUAACAUCUAACCGUUUUUUGUAUUCUGUAGAAUACUAUAAUACAAAUUCAAAAGUAUGGACCAAAAUUACUGAACCAAUGCCCACGGCGCGAGAAUCCUGCAGUGCUACAAUAUUUAACAAUAAAUUAUAUGUUUUUGGUGGAUGUAAUGAUCGUGGUCCUCUUGCAACUGUAGAGUACUAUGAUUUUGAAAAAAAACACUGGAAACAACUAGAUCCUAUGCCGAUUCGUAAUUAUAACAUGAUUAUAUUAAGAAAAGAAAACGUCAUUUAUCUAAUUGGUGGUGAUGAAGAAUUUCGAUUUUUUAAAUUCGAUUUGCAAUAUUUUAAAUGGGAUGAAAUGCCUAACAUGAACAAAGAAUGUGAAAGUUAUUACUCAAGUAUUGUUAUCAUGAGAAACGACUUCUUCGAGUUUAAAAAUAUUGGAGGAGAACUUACUUGUGAAAAAUAUGACAGAGUAAUAAAUCAGUGGCAGUUGGUUGACAAGGCAGGAGACUUAAUAUCCCAAACAGAGAAUAUCAUUACUUUCAAUGAUAUUACUCUUAAAUCCUAUGGUAUUCAAUUAUAAUACUUUUUUUUUUAAAUACCUUUUUGUGAAUUCAAUUUAGUCUUAAAAUUAUUUACACAUUUUGUUGUUGAUGAUUUAUUUAUAUUUGUUAAUACUUUUGGAUAACUUCUGUGUGAAAGAUAUGACACAAAGCAACCAUGACAUCUGGGUCAGGGCAGAAGAGACAUCAAAUGUUUUUGUUAUAAUAUUUCUUUUAGUGUUGUUACUCUGAAAUCAUACUAUGUUAUUCACUUAUAAUAUUACUUUUUAUUUAAUUAAAUCAUGUGAGUAAAAAUUAGUUUUAAAAUUAUUUAUUUUUUUGGCCUUUACUUUCGA
Molecule: messenger RNA, 1089 nt
Organism: Adelges cooleyi (spruce gall adelgid)
Lineage: Eukaryota; Metazoa; Arthropoda; Insecta; Hemiptera; Adelgidae
Product: kelch-like protein 2
Exons: 4
Coding region: 1-774 (257 amino acids)
Molecular function (GO): protein binding
Source: RefSeq, a predicted model, not a curated record